Messenger RNA from Echinops telfairi (small Madagascar hedgehog), 1560 nucleotides. RefSeq names its product HIRA interacting protein 3 (gene HIRIP3). The coding region runs from base 62 to 1351 and encodes 429 amino acids. Gene Ontology annotation, cellular component: nucleus. The record is from RefSeq and is a predicted model, not a curated record. The transcript is spliced from 7 exons. NCBI's taxonomy places the organism in Eukaryota, Metazoa, Chordata, Mammalia, Afrosoricida, Tenrecidae.
GACGCGCCGACGGAGGCCGAGAGGAGAAAAAGGCGGGAGCCGCCAAUCCCCGGUGGAGCCCAUGGCGCGGUUUAGCGAGAUGCAGGAGUUCACCCGUAGCCUCUUCCGAGGACGGCCGGACCUCAGCACGCUCACACAAUCCAUCGUGCGGCGGAGGUUCCAGGCUUACGUGGGCCGUGACCACCUGGAGCCCGAGGAGAAGCGGGCGCUGAAACGGUUGGUGGAGCAGGAGCUGCUGAAGAUGCAGGCGGAUGAAGCCAGGACCAAGAAAAUGCUGGACCUGAAGAAAAAGGCGGAGAGGUCUCCCACCUCCUCCAGUGGCCGGGAGAGAAAGAGGUUCCGCGUCAAUUCAGAGUCAGGGCUCAGCUCUGCAGCCUCCAGCCCAGACCGCACCAGCUCCCCAGCAGAGAACGGACUGGCAGCAGCCGAAUUCUGCCCGUCGUUGGCUAAGGGUCCCAGGCGAACCUCAAAGCGGGUGGAGGAAGCAAGCAGGGCUGAGGAUGCCCAGCAGGGGCCCCUGACGGCAAACCAGGAGUUGGAGGAUGGGGUGGUGGACAGCAGUAAGGAGGAAGAGGAGUUUAGGGGCAGGUCUCAGAAGAAAACGGGCACAAAGAAGCCAACAGCAGCCAAGGCUUCAGCUAGGAGGGCGAGUGAGGACAGUGAGGAGGAGCUCCUUGCCCUGAGGGUGCGAAGGAAGGGGCGGGGGCAGAAAGGGGCCAAAAGUCACCGUGAAAGGGAAACAGAGAGUGCGCAUGAGGACCAGGACGCUUCAGCCAAGAAGAAAGAAGUGGAGAGUGACCACAAAAGGGAAACACAGAGUGAGGAUGAGGACCAGGAGACCCCAGCCAAGGAGGAGAGCGGAGAGGAGAAGGGGAGAGAGGAGGAAGAGGCGUGUGUAAGCAGAGCCCCAGGCAGUGGACAGAAAAGUGGUCGUCGCAGUGAGGACCAUCCAGCUGUGCAGAGGCUGAAGCGCUACAUCCGGGCCUGUGGGGCCUAUCGUAACUACAAGAAGCUGCUGGGCUCCUGCCGUUCGCACAAGGAGUGCCUGAAAGUCCUCCGGGCAGAGCUGGAGGCCCUGGGCAUGAAGGGGAACCCUUCCAUGGUGAAGUGCCGGGCCCUGAAGGAGCAGCGGGAAGAGGCUGCUGAGGUAGCUUCCUUGGAUGUCACCAACAUCAUAAACAGCUCAGGCCGGCCCCGCCGCCGCACCGCCUGGAACCCUUCAGGAGAAAGCGCCCCCUUGAAGGAGCCUUACUGCAGGACCCUGGACUCCGAGGACGAGCGGCCCCACCGCCCGCCCCCUGACUGGUCACACCUACGCGGCAUCAUCAGCAGCGAUGGCGACAGUACCUGAGCACCCCUCGCCUAGGGAGGGACCCUGGCCCCAUGGACAAAGCACAUACAGGCCAUGUUCUGUGCAUGCAACGGGGAAGCCUGCGUGCUCUGAAGACCUGCAGUCAUGCCCAGAGACACAAGUGGUCGGGACCCUACUUCCCAGCUUCACUGUCUGCUUUAGGGUUUUGUUUUUAAAGAUUCAAUAAAGCGACGUUUCAGGCAGCCACA